AGCCGGCAAUCGCCAUUAUCCGAAGCUUUUCUGAUCGAAAGCGAAGAGCAAGAGAAUUCAGAGCAUUAAAAAUUCAAUUUUUGGGAUAUUGUCCCCUAAUCCCUCUCUUUAUAGCUUCGAUUUUUAACGAAUUCAACCAUUGCGGGAAGUUUUCUGAUCCCCAAGGGGUAGAUCGAUGGCUGUUUUUGCUGGGAUGUUUUCUCGCUCUUCAUCUUCAUCGUCCUCGAUCGCGGCGUUGAGGAGGAAUGGCGUGAAGGUGGGGAAGAGAAGGAAUGGAGGAUUAGCGUGCCGAGCAGCUGCACAUGGAAUCGGUAAUUUGAUGGAUCAGUACAGGACGCUCCGGAUCCAGCCGGGAGCUUCCGAGAAGGAGGUCAAAAAGGCAUUUCGCCAGCUCGCUCUUCAGUAUCAUCCAGAUGUCUGCAAAGGAAAUAACUGUGGUGUUCAGUUUCAUCACAUUAAUGAAGCUUAUGAUAUUGUAAUGAGCAGCCUGAGAGCUUCAGAAGAGCGGAUCCAGCAAGAGGAAUGGAGGUUUCGGGGAUGGCCUGAGGAGGAAGAAGAGGAAGGUGAUGAGCUGAGAGGAAUGUGUGAUCCAAACUGGGAGCUUUGGGAGGAAUGGAUGGGUUGGGAAGGUGCUGGUAUAAGAGAUUACUCUUCACACAUCAAUCCUUACAUCUAAUCCUUAGGGUUCUCUAUUAAUUUUAAAAUUGUUGAAUUUAAUUUGAGAUGAGUGUGAUAAAUAUUUUAAUUGAUCAUAUUUGCAGUCUACUCUUCUUAAAAUAAAUUUGAUGAUUUUAAGAUGAUUCUGUAAGAUUCUAUUCAGGCUAUCUGGCUUUGAUGGCAAGCUCAAGCUUCUGUAAAUGUAAUAAUGGAGAUUGUUUGUAUGGUGAAAUGUAUAUAAGAAUAAA
Messenger RNA from Phalaenopsis equestris, 905 nucleotides. RefSeq names its product chaperone protein dnaJ 8, chloroplastic. The record is from RefSeq and is a predicted model, not a curated record. Lineage: Eukaryota; Viridiplantae; Streptophyta; Magnoliopsida; Asparagales; Orchidaceae. The transcript has 3 exons. Bases 176 to 676 code for a protein of 166 amino acids.